Molecule: messenger RNA, 1856 nt
Organism: Rubroshorea leprosula
Lineage: Eukaryota; Viridiplantae; Streptophyta; Magnoliopsida; Malvales; Dipterocarpaceae
Source: the annotation of a GenBank genome assembly
ACAUGAUGCGUCUUCAGUUUCUUCUUUGGACACUUCUUGUUUUCUAGAGGGAGGGAAAGACAGUCGUCCCCAUUGUGUCAUAAAGAUCUGUGAAUUUUUAUGCGCAGACAACCUAUUAGGAGAUGGGGAGAAAAUGGGGUUUGUUUUCUGCUGUGAAGAGAUUAGCCCUCAGCUCCGAAUCAAAUAAAGGACAGAAACCCCAGAAAUCAAAGAAGAGGUGGUUGUGGAGGCAGAGGGAUGCUAAGCCAGAUUCUUUGUCUGAAAAGACUGCAGUGAUUCCACCUCCCCCUCCCCCUCCUCCCCUUCCCAUUAAACAUAUAAAAUUAACUGAAGAAGGAAAUGAACAGAGCACACAUGCUUACUCGUUGGUUGUUGCCGCUGCAGCGGCCGCAAAGGCUGCUGUAGCAGCUGCUCAGGCCGCCGCUGAAGUUGUUCGCCUCACUACUGCAGCACGUUCCCCUAGAAAAUCGAAGGAGGAAAUAGCUGCCAUCAAAAUUCAAACUGCAUUUCGCAGAUACAAGGCUAGGAAGGCAUUACGGACUUUGAGAGGGUUGGUGAGGUUGAAAUCAUUGAUCCGGGGGAAAGCUAUUAAACGGCAAGGAAGUUCAGCAUUGCAAUGCAUGCAGACUCUAGCUCGUGUUCAGUCUCAGAUUCGCGCAAGGAGGAUCAGAAUGUCAGAGGAGAACCAAGCUCUUCAGCGGCAGCUCCAACAGAAACAUGAGAAAGAGCUUGAGAAGUUGAGAGCUUCUAUGGGAGACUGGAAUCACAGCACGAAAUCUAAGGAGCAAAUGGAAGCAAAACAAGCAAGCAGGCAAGAAGCAGCUAUGAGAAGGGAAAGGGCAUUGGCUUAUGCAUUCAAUCACCAGCAAACAUGGAAGAACUCGUCAAAAUCACAAAAUCCACCUUUUGUGGAUCCAAACAAUCCCCAUUGGGGUUGGAGUUGGUUAGAGCGAUGGAUGUCAGCUCGUCCUUGGGAGAAACGAUAUCUAACAUAUAACUAUGACCAUGGCUCUGCUAAGAGUGAGGCAAGCCGUUCUACGUCUGUUCAUAGAGAUCUCAACCAUGCUACACCCCAAAAAUCAAGCCGACCUCCGAGCUGUCUUUCCCCUCCAACUGCAUCCUCAAAGACAUCAUCUGUAUCAUCAACUAUAAAUAAAUUGAAGUCACCAAGCCUGAAGGUUAGCUGCUGGGGUGGGGAGUAUGAUGACUCAAGGAGCAUGCUCCGUGUUCAAUCAGAGCGUUACAGGAGGCACAGCAUUUCAGGCUCAUUUAUGAGAGAUGAUGAUAGCCCUACCAGCUCCCCUGCAGUUUCAAGCUACAAUAUGGUACCCACAAGGGCUAAAUCAGCAAAAACCCAUUCGCCAAGUCCAUUGGGAAUAGAGAAAAACAGGACACCGGAGAAGGGAUUGCAGGCUUCUGCCAGGAAGCAGCUUUCAUUCAGUGCAUCACCAGCAGGAGCUAGAGGACAUUCUGUUCCUCCUAAAGUUUAAUUAACAACAUUGGAGCAAGGACAAAACAGAAACUAACCAAAGAAGGGAGCAGGUAGUACCACAUACCACACCAAGAAAACUCGAAAUCUAGCUGAAAAUCGAAGAGGGAGAAGGAUGAGUUAAGGUUGAAUGUUAGUGUUGUUGAUCUUCUUUGGCAACUGUUCUUGUUGUAACAAGCGCAGCAACAGAAGAGUAAAUAAGUAGCUUUAAUAUCCACACCAUUGUUCUUCUGAAACAACUGCUCUUCUUAGUCAUGAUAUUUUAGGAUUGGUGUUGGGGUGAGGGUGAUGAUAUUUAGUUUAUGAUCUCAUUCAAUUGUUUGAACUCUUUGAAUUUUUGAACAAACAAUAAACUUCCUUUUUAUGA